ACCUGACCUGCGUGCUGGCUACCUUCUAAACCCCUCAAUCAUUAAUUAUAAGAGAAAAUUGUAUCCUUCAAUUUCCUUUCACUUUCUUCCGUCAAUAUUUUUAUCUUAUUUUAAUUUUUACGGCUUAUUGGUGGUGUUUCCCGGGGAGUUGCGUGGUGGUGUUGAUAGUUCGAGUGUGCUGGUGUGUGGUGUGUCACUGGUGUGUUUCUGAAGGCGCCCUGUGUGUUAUAUCUAGUGGAUUUGAUACGACACCUGUUUCGUUAUUGUACAAGACCAGCAAACCACCAAUCAGCUCUCUCUGCUCAGCCCACCACCACCACACACACACAGAGAGACACGCACACAAGCCGCCACAAUGCCGCUCUUCUGCCGCUACUACGCGCAGAAGUACCCUGAGGUGGAUGAUGUGGUAAUGGUAACAGUGCGGAGUAUUGCCGAGAUGGGCGCGUAUGUCCACCUGCUGGAGUACAACAACAUAGAGGGCAUGAUCCUUCUGUCCGAGCUCUCCCGUCGACGUAUUCGCUCAAUGAACAAGCUGAUCAGAGUGGGCAAGACUGAGCCAGUGGUGGUCAUACGAGUGGAUAAGGAGAAGGGUUACAUUGAUCUGUCUAAGAGGCGCGUAUCAAAGGAGGAUGUGGAGAGAUGCACCGAGAAGUUUGCCAAGGCUAAGGCAGUGAAUUCCAUCAUCCGGCAUGUUGGAGAGCUGCUCAACUACACCUCGGAGGAGCAGGUGGAGAAUCUGUACACCCGCACUGCCUGGCACUUUGAGGAGAAGUACAAGAAACAGGCAUGUGCUUAUGAUGUCUUCAAGCAGGCUGUCAUCGACCCCACGAUCCUGGAGGAGUGUCAACUGGACGAGGAGACGCGUAGUGUACUGCUGACACAAAUCCAACGGAAGCUGCUGAGUCAGGCCGUCAAGAUCCGCGCUGACAUUGAAGUUUCCUGCUUUGAGUACGAGGGCAUUGACGCGGUGAAGUCUGCCCUGCGCGGUGGUAUUGAAAUGUCCACCAACGAGAUUCCCAUCAGGAUAAACUUAAUUGCACCUCCUCUCUACGUGAUGACGACGCAGACCACAGAGAAGCAGGACGGGCUGAGGGCACUGGAGGGAGCCAUUGAGAAGGUCACCAGUGUCAUCAAGGAGUUUGGUGGCACCCUCACUGUUAAGAUGGCACCCAAGAUUGUGACGGAUGUGGAGGAGGCGGACUUGGCAAGGCAACUGGAGAAGGCAGAGGAGGAGAACAGGGAGGUGGCGGGAGAUGAUGAUGAUGAGGAGGAGGAGGAGGGGAUGGGAGAUUUGCCAGUUGAUAGUGAAGAGGAGGAAGGAGAGAAGAAGGGAGAGGAGGAGGCGAAGGAGUAUCGGGUUGAGCGCUGUCCCCACCACCGCCAGGCAGUAAAUCACGGCGUGGACCGGGAAGGGCAGCAGCUCCCGCGCCCUGGCGUAGUGGAUCCGCAGCGUCCAGUAGGGAAGCUGUGUCACGGCGAAGACCAGGGUCAGGGAAGCCAGCAGGCGGGCAGACAGCACCAGGGUGAGGGAGGCCACCAGCACCGCCAGGGGCAGCAGGAACACCAGCAGGAGACACACGAACAGCCCGUCAUGGGUGUGGAUGAGGAAGAGCGGCGCCUCCAGACACAUGUCGCCCUUCCGGAAUAUCCCCAGGCCCGUGAGGGUGAACAGCACCACCCCCGCCACCCAUGCUACCGUCACCGCCGCCCGCAGCACGCUUCGGCGGCUGCAUGA
Portunus trituberculatus (swimming crab) is the source of this 1738-nucleotide messenger RNA. It is a transcript of the gene eIF2alpha, whose product is annotated as eukaryotic translation initiation factor 2 subunit 1-like. The record is from RefSeq and is a predicted model, not a curated record. Bases 356 to 1738 code for a protein of 460 amino acids. Gene Ontology annotation, cellular component: eukaryotic 48S preinitiation complex; eukaryotic translation initiation factor 2 complex; multi-eIF complex. NCBI's taxonomy places the organism in Eukaryota, Metazoa, Arthropoda, Malacostraca, Decapoda, Portunidae. Gene Ontology annotation, molecular function: RNA binding; ribosome binding; translation initiation factor activity. The transcript has 9 exons.